UUCAAUAUAUGUACUUAGUAAAUGCUGAUGAAAUGCUGCCAAUAUACUGACUCAGAACAUAUAGUAUAAAUACAGCAAGCACAUGCACAUUUAGGCCUGCAGAGACGUAUAUUAAAACUAGUUAGACUUGAUACACAGACCACUUGAAGAGAAACAGACACAGAUACUACGAUGCAUAAAAUGGGGAGUAUUUCGAUUGGGAGUAGUUUCUGGUCCUCCCAUGACAGACACAGAUGGGACAUAGCACCAGGAAGAGACUGUUGCUCACAAAGACCAAGAGAUGACUGUUGCUCACCAAGACCAAGAGAUGACUGUUGCUCACCAAGACCAAGAGAUGAUUGUUGCUCACCAAGACCACAUCACAGACCAGGAGAAGACUGUUGCAAAUGUAUGUGUAAAUUAUGUGUGCUGUUCUUCUUAAAAAACAGAAUGUCAACUAAACGCAAAAUUUUUCUGCUCUGGACUGGCAUAGGCAUUUUGACUCUUUUAAUAGGAUUGACAGUACGUUUUGGCAUAUAUGGUCAAAAAUCCAUAUCUGCUGCGCCUGGUGACUCCCUGCUUCUGCCAAACUACCAAUCUGCAUUUAUGUGUACAGGAAUUGAUAUAAAACUAAGUCAAAUCAACACAGCAGUCGACGUCCUUCAAUUUUCAAAAACACCACCACUGUCUGAGACUAAACUAAGUCAAAAACUCCAAAAAGGAACCACUGUUCUUCCUUUCAAGUAUGAGUUCUGGGGAUUCCAUUUACUCCCAGGCUCAAAUGUACAAGUGGACACAACCAUAGUUAAUGAUAUAGACCUUUAUGUAAUAAAAGGGAAAAUGAAUCUAGAGAGAUGGAAGAAUGAUGCGGAAUGCUGGGGAUGUAAGCUAGCCAGUUAUACAUACCGAUACAUCCCAGGGAGGAGUUCAACCAAAUUCACAGCCAACAUUCCAAUCAAUAAAGAAGAUGAUUACUUUUUCAUAUAUGCAAGUCUGAAAUACACUCAUUCUAAUUUACCUUACACAGCAAUAACAGCUGGCUUUUUGAUUAACAGAGCACAGUAUGAUACCACAAAUCCGAUUAACAAGUGUUCAUUGGGUGGAAACAAUCAGCAAUGCAGUCUGGAUAUGAAUUACCUGUCACCGAAAAAAAUCCUCAUCAAUUUCAAACCUGAUUCUGAACUAGACAAUAUUGAUGUUGUAACAUAUUGCUAUCCUAGAUAUACAAUCUACUUUAUACUUUUCCUUAUCAUACCUGGUUUAAUAGGGAGUGCUAUAACAUUUGUCUUAUUCAUAAAGGACUAUUGCAGAAAAAGAAAUGGUCAAUAUUCUUUAUUUACUAAUGUGACAUCAUCACUGUAUCCACGGCAACAAAGCAACCCAAACCCCAGAUAUUCACUCAUUGAAGAUUCGGCUGAAAAUGAUGAUAGUUACCCGUCAACUGUCCGCACCGAUCCAUAUUCCCAGCCAACACAUGGAAAAUUCCAGGCCUAUACAUGGCCAACAAAACAAGGAAUGGGACCAUCAAGCCCACAACCUCAACAGCCAAGUGCUCCAGUUAUAACUGAGCCAAGUGCACCAAUAGAAACUCAACUUGAGGACCUUCCACCUUCAUAUGAUAGCUUAUUCCAGAAAUAAGAUACAAACUAGAACUUCAAACAUUGAAUCCUUUUUUAUGACACUUUGAUAGCCAUUUCAUUGAUGUUUCGUGUACCUUCAAAUGUAAAAAAAACACAUUAAUAAUCAUGUUAAGAUCACACAUUAUUACAUGUAAUAUGAAGAAUUCCAUAUGAAUGAAACAGAAUAUCACAUUAUGACUUGUUAUUAAU
Molecule: messenger RNA, 1808 nt
Organism: Owenia fusiformis
Lineage: Eukaryota; Metazoa; Annelida; Polychaeta; Sabellida; Oweniidae
Source: the annotation of a GenBank genome assembly